Gorilla gorilla gorilla (western lowland gorilla) is the source of this 3208-nucleotide messenger RNA. RefSeq names its product NMDA receptor synaptonuclear signaling and neuronal migration factor (gene NSMF). Gene Ontology annotation, biological process: regulation of neuronal synaptic plasticity; regulation of neuron migration. The record is from RefSeq and is a predicted model, not a curated record. Lineage: Eukaryota; Metazoa; Chordata; Mammalia; Primates; Hominidae. Bases 264 to 2075 code for a protein of 603 amino acids. The transcript is spliced from 16 exons.
CCUGACGUCACGAUGGGCGGGGCCGGCCCUCGGUCCGGGCAGCGCUCUCCCGGGAGCGGCGGCACGCGCGGAGCGCCGGGUGCGGCCAUGCGGGGACCGGGCCCGAUCCCGAGCCCGACCCCGAGCCCAAGCCCGAGCCGGAGCCCGAGCGAGACCCCGAGCCCGAGCCCGAGCGCGACCCCCGGUGCGGCGCGGCUACCCCGGCGGAGGCGGCGGGCGCGGGGCGCGCUCUGAGGCCCGGGGGAUGCGCCGCCGCCUCGACCAUGGGCGCCGCCGCCUCCAGGAGGAGGGCGCUGAGGAGCGAGGCCAUGUCCUCGGUGGCGGCCAAAGUGCGAGCAGCCCGAGCGUUUGGAGAGUACCUGUCCCAGAGUCACCCUGAGAACCGCAACGGCGCAGAUCACCUGCUGGCUGAUGCCUACUCUGGCCACGACGGGUCCCCCGAGAUGCAGCCGGCCCCCCAGAACAAGCGCCGCCUGUCCCUCGUCUCCAACGGCUGCUACGAGGGCAGCCUCUCAGAGGAGCCCAGCAUUAGGAAGCCCGCAGGCGAGGGCCCUCAGCCUCGAGUGUACACCAUCUCUGGGGAGCCUGCCCUGCUGCCCAGCCCUGAGGCGGAGACCAUUGAGCUGGCGGUGGUGAAGGGGCGGCGGCAGCGGCACCCUCACCAUCACAGCCAGCCCCUGCGCGCCAGCCCUGGUGGCAGCCGGGAGGACGUCAGCAGGCCCUGCCAGAGCUGGGCGGGCAGCCGCCAGGGCUCCAAGGAGUGCCCCGGCUGUGCCCAGCUGGCUCCUGGCCCCACCCCUCGGGCCUUUGGGCUGGACCAGCCACCUCUGCCUGAGACCUCCGGUCGCCGCAAGAAGCUGGAGAGGAUGUACAGCGUUGACCGUGUGUCUGACGACAUCCCCAUUCGUACCUGGUUCCCCAAGGAAAAUCUUUUCAGCUUCCAGACAGCAACCACAACUAUGCAAGCGGUGUUCAGGGGCUACGCGGAGAGGAAGCGCCGGAAACGGGAGAAUGAUUCCGCGUCUGUAAUCCAGAGAUGUGUCUGGGAAGCUUUUUUGCCCGUUUUGGAUGUUGGGCCUUGGCAGGGUCCAAAGUUUGGUGGAGGAGAGGACCUGCUCCUGAGGUGGCUCAAGGACACAGAGCAGGAGAGGGGGCUCCUGCAGGCCCCCAGCCCGCCAUGGGGUGGUGCAGACAGGAGCCCCGCUCUGCCGCAGCGCAGGCAGGCUGGAUCCUCUGCCACAUGGGCGUGGAGGCUCAGGGCGAACUUCCGCAAACACCUGCGCAUGGUCGGCAGCCGGAGGGUGAAGGCCCAGACGUUCGCUGAGCGGCGCGAGCGGAGCUUCAGCCGGUCCUGGAGCGACCCCACCCCCAUGAAAGCCGACACUUCCCACGACUCCCGAGACAGCAGUGACCUGCAGAGCUCCCACUGCACGCUGGACGAGGCCUUCGAGGACCUGGACUGGGACACUGAGAAGGGCCUGGAGGCUGUGGCCUGCGACACCGAGGGCUUCGUGCCACCAAAGGUCAUGCUCAUUUCCUCCAAGGUGCCCAAGGCUGAGUACAUCCCCACCAUCAUCCGCCGGGAUGACCCCUCCAUCAUCCCCAUCCUCUACGACCAUGAGCACGCAACCUUCGAGGACAUCCUUGAGGAGAUAGAGAGGAAGCUGAACGUCUACCACAAGGGAGCCAAGAUCUGGAAAAUGCUGAUUUUCUGCCAGGGAGGUCCUGGACACCUCUAUCUCCUCAAGAACAAGGUGGCCACCUUUGCCAAAGUGGAGAAGGAAGAGGACAUGAUUCACUUCUGGAAGCGGCUGAGCCGCCUGAUGAGCAAAGUGAACCCAGAGCCAAACGUCAUCCACAUCAUGGGCUGCUACAUUCUGGGGAACCCCAACGGGGAGAAGCUGUUCCAGAACCUCAGGACCCUCAUGACUCCUUAUAGGGUCACCUUCGAGUCACCCCUGGAGCUCUCAGCCCAAGGGAAGCAGAUGAUCGAGACGUACUUUGACUUCCGGUUGUAUCGCCUGUGGAAGAGCCGCCAGCACUCGAAGCUGCUGGACUUUGACGACGUCCUGUGAGGGGCAGAGGCCUCCGCCCAGUCACCAUCAGGCCGCUCCCUCUGCACCGGGACCUGGGCUGGGCCGCCUCGUGCUCCCCGGGACUGUGCGGCUCUGGUCUUGCCUGGAGCCACUUCAGGGCACCUCAGACGUUGCUCAGGUUCCCCCCGUGGGUUCCGGUCCUCGCUGCACCCGUGGCCGCAGAGGCCGCAGUCCCUGGGGGCCGGGAGGAUCCCGCCCCGUGGCCCGUGGAUGCUCAGCGGCCAGGCACUGACCUGCCAUGCCUCGCCUGGAGGCUCGGCUGUGGGCAUCCCUCCAUGGGGUUCAUAGAAAUAAGUGCAAUUUCUACACCCCCGAAACAAUUCAAAGGGAAGCAGCAUUUCUUGUUAACUAGUUAAGCACUAUGCUGCUAGUUACAGCGUAGGCACCCCAGCCCAGCAGCCCACAUGUGUUCAGGACCCUCCCUGCCCACCCCCUCCCUGCCGUAUCGAUCACCAGCACCAGGGUGGCCCGUGUGCGUGGGGCCAGCGUCGCCAGGCUGCCCAGCCUGGCUCUGUCUACACUGGCCGAGUCUCCGACUGUCUGUGCUUUCACUUACACUCCUCUUGCCACCCCCCAUCCCUGCUUACUUAGACCUCAGCUGGCGCCGGACCCGGUAGGGGCAGUCUGGGCAGCAGGAAGGAAGGGCGCAGCGUCCCCUCCUUCAGAGGAGGCUCUGGGUGGGGCCUGCUCCCCAUCCCCCCAAGCCCACCCAGCACUCUCAUUGCUGCUAUUGAGUUCAGCUUUUACCAGCCUCAGUGUGGAGGCUCCAUCCCAGCACAGAGGCCUGGGGCUUGGCAGGGGCCCAGCUGGGGCUGGGCCCUGGGUUUUGAGAAACUCGCUGGCACCACAGUGGGCCCCUGGACCCGGCCGCGCAGCUGGUGGACUGUAGGGGCUCCUGACUCGGCACAGGAGCUCCCAGCUUUUGUCCAUGGCCAGCAGGACGGGCUCUUGUGUAUAUAGCUGGGGCUAGGGGGCAGGCCCCCCUUGUGCAGAGCCAGGGGUCUGAGGGCACCUGGCUGUGUUCCCAGCUGAGGGAGGGCUGGGGCGGGGGCCGGGCUUGGAACGAUGUACGAUACCCUCAUAGUGACCAUUAAACCUGAUCCUCCACCGCG